UGCCGAACUCUUCCGAACCCAUCCUCUGAUCAUGGCUGAUCGCGUCCGCGUCCGAGGUGUCACUAUACAUAGACCGAUAAUAUAUGGCAACACUGCGACAGUCCUUACUGCUGCUGAGCGGGAGACUACUCACUAUCCAGACCACACUCAUCGGUGGACAGUCGCAGUUCGCAGCGCCCCAAGCGCACCGGACUCUGAUACCGUCGGUGGUGGAGAUGAUUUGGCAUACUUCAUAAAAAGAGUCACGUUCAAAUUGCACGAUACAUAUCCAAAUCCGACCAGAAAUAUUGAUAAACCUCCAUUUGAGGUGUCAGAGACUGGUUGGGGAGAGUUUGAGAUUCAAAUCCGCAUCACUUUUGUAGCAGAGUCUGGCGAGAAAGCCAUCACGCUAUACCACCACCUGAAGUUGCAUCCUUGGUCAAUUACUUUUCCUCUGCCCAAUGCAUCUGCAGCUCCCGCAGAACCUGAAAUUCCGUCUCCCGAGAACGCUGCAAAGCUUGGGCCUGUGCAUAGCUGGCAAUACGACGAGAUUGUCUUUACAGACCCAUUUCAAAAUUUCCUUACUCUUCUCACAGCACAUGCACCGAUGCCGCUACCGAAAACGAGUGUAAACAAGAACCCCGUUCCUUUUCACUCGUCUAACCCUGCAUCGUUGGAGGCGAGUCUAAAAGGUGGCGUGCCGGAGUUCACCAGUGCCAUGGAGAAAGAGGAGGCCGACAGGUUGGAAGAAGCCAAGGGCAAGAUUAUCAAAGAGCAGGAGAAAUUUCGAAGCAUCUUGAUAGAAAAAGAAAAGGAGCUCGAAAGACUUCAGAAGCUUCUUGCAUCGAAGGAGUGAUCUUGCCCAGCGUGUUUAUAGCAUGGUCAUAUAUGUUAGGUGAGCAUUAGCAACUGCCUCACCCUCAUAUACCACUUCUCGCAUCCUAAUAUUUAGUAUCUUUAGGAUAUCUGGGAGCACACGAAAACAAGCGGUGCUCAGGUGUCCCUUGAAACUACAGCACUAUCCUAGGUCGGGGAUUUAAUCCACGAUCUACCGGAUUUGCGACCCUGUCAUGGAGAUUAGCUGAAGGCGAACCGAUGUCGUGUCACAGCAGCUUGACUGACUUACAAUGCGAACUCUUGACUACACGCACGGUACCACAUACUGCUACACCUGCCUUCCUAAGCGCCGAUGACAUAACCUGUACUAGCUGGCUGAAUGUUAUUGACGAAGAUGAUCCUUAUUC
Suillus clintonianus is the source of this 1223-nucleotide messenger RNA. Its product is annotated as yeats family protein. Gene Ontology annotation, molecular function: histone binding. Bases 32 to 835 code for a protein of 267 amino acids. Gene Ontology annotation, biological process: chromatin remodeling; regulation of transcription by RNA polymerase II. NCBI's taxonomy places the organism in Eukaryota, Fungi, Basidiomycota, Agaricomycetes, Boletales, Suillaceae. Gene Ontology annotation, cellular component: NuA4 histone acetyltransferase complex; Swr1 complex. The transcript has 4 exons. The record is from RefSeq and is a predicted model, not a curated record.